AUGGCAGAUACGGAACGCAGGUUUGGAAUUACCGCUGCUGUGACCAGACUCGUGAAAGCAAAUGUGUGCGGAGCUGUGCUAGCAAUAGGUGAUGGUGCCAACGAUGUCGCGAUGCUUCAGGAAGCUGAUGUUGGAGUUGGCAUUUCAGGACAGGAGGGUAUGCAGGCAGCGCUGGCCUCGGAUUACACCAUCACCCAGGUUUAA
Molecule: messenger RNA, 204 nt
Organism: Strongylus vulgaris
Lineage: Eukaryota; Metazoa; Nematoda; Chromadorea; Rhabditida; Strongylidae
Source: the annotation of a GenBank genome assembly